ACGAUCACAAACAUCAACACACUUUUACAACCAACGAAACCACAAUCUGCUUCUCCUUGUUACUGGAUAUAUUCGUGGGAGCGCCAUGGAGAACCCAGACGUGCCGGUGGGGAACCUGAUAGACCUUGAUGCGGAACCGGUUGUGGUGGUACCCGAGCAUCCCAUCCCGCUGCACACGGAUGGUCUUUUAGAUUUGGAUAUCAAGCCCCCAGAGUGUGAAGCAGUGGAGGAAGAGGCGGAGAGCGACGCAACGGAGUCAGCAGACAGCGAGAAUGACACGGCGGGGUCACCCAAACGCCACUUCUGGAACCAUUCCCAAAGAUCUUCCUCCGAAUCCUUCUCCUCCAAUCAGAGCACAGAGUCUGCGCGGGACGAACUGAUGUCAGAACAGAGAGAGUUCAUGAGGAAAUAUGUAGAGAAGAUCUUCAUAGGAGGGGAAGACAUUGACCAAGAAGAGAAAGCAAGGUUCGGGGAGCUUUGCAGCACGGAAAGCGGGAAGGGAAGGGAAUGGUUUGCGCGAUUUGUCAGCGCUCAGCGCUGCAACUCCAAAUGUGUCUCCGAGCAGACGUUCUACCGACUCGUCCAGUCCUUCGCUGUGGUUCUGUUUGAGUGCUACCAGAUGGAUGAUUUUGGGCCGGCCAAGAAUCUGAUGACCAUGUGCUUCACGUAUUACUACAUCGGUAAACCUCAUGUAGCUCCCACCGACUCCAGAGAAAAGCCAGUCAGCACCGGGAGUAUUGACGCUUACCUAAAGUCUGCCAAUAGCUGGCUGGCGGAGAAAAAGGACAAUGUUGGCCGGCUCCUGAGGAACUCUUCCACCGCAACCGAGAACUUUUUUGGUGGCCUGGAGACCAAAUUGAAGAAUCCUCUGUCCAGGAAGAAUGAUGAGGAGCAGGCAAAGGAGAAACCAUCUGACGACAUUCCAGCGCAAAGCCCAGACGAGAAGAAGGGGGAGAAGAUAUACCUGUACACGCACUUGAAGCAGCAGCCCAUUUGGCACGCUCUUCGGUUCUGGAAUGCAGCGUUUUUUGAUGCUGUCCACUGUGAAAGGAGAAAGCGAUCUCCCACCACCAGAGGGAAUGCUGGGGAGGAAGAGGAAGAGAGAGAUAAAUGGCAUCACAUGACGCAAGAGGAACGCGACGACAGCCUUCAGUUCAAUGAGAACAUCACCUUCGGACAGCUCGGCACGUUCACGCACAAUAUGGUGGCGUUUGGGCUGAGUAAGAAGUUGUGUUACGACUUUCUGAAGAAGCAGGCCGUCAUCGGCAGCCUGGACGACGAGAAGUUUAAGGAGCUCACAGACCACAUCGAUCGAAUGGCUGUCGAAUAGACGGAAGACGGGUCUCCGUUAUUUGAGUAUUAGAAGAAGAAUUAAAAAAAAAAAAAAAAAAAAAGGUUAAACCGCGUGAUGUCACAGAAUCACUCGGACGCCUUAACAGAGCUGCCAUGAUGCGCGAGAGGGACCCGGAGAGAUUACCUGUACAGUAUAUAUUUUCCACAAGAUAGAUAAGGGUUUUUUGGGGGGGUCUAUAUAUAUGAAAAGCAGAGUAUUUAAUAUAUAUUUAAGUGUUAUUUGUGGACUUUUGUCGGGAGGAAAAAAAAAAACCCCAGCAGUGUUUGUUGAGCAGACGAAAUGAAUCUCUUUAUUUUUUUAUAGUGCGUCGGGUUUAAUGCGUGUUAACCCUUUCCUCGCCACAGAUGUUGUGCGGUACCAUUAGCUUCAGACUAGCUGGGAAAGACCCCUGUGUAUUUUUGUGAAGCUAUACGUGAUAUUAUUCUUAUCGGUAGAUAUUAUAGGCGGUAAGCAUUCUGGUGAUUUAUCAGAGUACAGAAGUGAUAUAUAUAUAUAUUUGUUUAUAGAGCAU
Molecule: messenger RNA, 1865 nt
Organism: Spea bombifrons (plains spadefoot toad)
Lineage: Eukaryota; Metazoa; Chordata; Amphibia; Anura; Pelobatidae
Product: KIAA0513 ortholog
Exons: 12
Coding region: 86-1330 (414 amino acids)
Source: RefSeq, a predicted model, not a curated record